CUUAAGGUAGAAGGUGGGUGGGAAAUUCUGUCACACGCUCUGCCUCCUCCCCGGGGGACCGGGACUCUUUACACCGACUGUCUCCUUUGCGGUGGAGCUGGGACCCACCUGCCAUUUCGGACCCUUUGCUGCAACCUGCCAGGUGGCCUUGCUGCUGAAGAGAUGGUGAGUUUCCCAGUGGUCCUGGACUCCUUUCGGCGGGUACCUCGGCCCAGCAGCCUCUUGCUCCUCGUCCACCUCCUCCUCCUCCUCCUCCUCCGGCCUGAGGCGCCAAACGCAGAGUUCCAGGUGAUUGGCCCUGAGGAUCCCAUCCUGGUGCACGUUGGGGACGAGGUGGACUUCCCGUGCCACCUGUCCCCGUACCGGGACGCAGAGCACAUGGAGAUCCGCUGGUUCCGGAGCCAGGCCUCAGAGGUGGUGCACCUGUACCGCGAGCGGCAGGAGCUCCCCGGGCAGCAGAUGGCGCAGUUCCGGAACAGGACCAAACUCUUCAAGGACGACAUCGCGGAAGGCAUCGUGAUCCUGCAGCUCCGCGGCGUGGUCCCCGCCGACGAGGGCCCCUACGGGUGCCGCUUCCUCUCCAGCGACUUCUCGGGGGAGGCUGUCUGGGUUCUGGAGGUAGCAGGGAUGGGGUCAGACCCCCACAUCUCCCUUGAGGGCUUCAAGAAAGGGGGCAUUCAGAUGAGGUGCAGCUCCAGUGGCUGGUACCCCAAGCCCCAGGCUCAGUGGAGAGACCAUCAGGGACAGUGCCUGCCUACGGAGUCCGAAGCCAUCACCCAGGACGCCCAGGGCCUGUUCAGUCUGGAAACAUCCGUGGUUGUCCAAGGGGGCGCCCACAGCAACGUGUCCUGCUCCAUCCAGAAUCCCUUCCUCCUCCAGAAGAAAGAGUUUGUGGUCCAAAUAGCAGACGUAUUUCUACCCGGACCCUCGGCGUGGAAGACAGCUUUCCUCGGGACGCUGGUGGGCGGCCUGCCGCUGCUGCUGGCCCUCCUCACCACGCUGCUGCUGUGCUGGUUUCACAGGGAACGGCGGUCCCGAGAAAAGCUGAAGGAGCAGGCGGACAGAGACAAAGGGAAACUCACAGCAGAGCUGGGGAAGCUGCAGACCGAGCUUGACUGGAGAAGGGCUGAAGGCCAGGCAGAGUGGAGAGCAGCCCAACAACAUGCAGUGGACGUGACCCUGGAUCCAGCCUCGGCGCACCCCAGCCUGGAGGUCUCCCAGGAUGGCAAGAGCGUGCUCUCCCGCAAGGCAGCGCCAGUUGUGGCAGGGCUGGGAGACCCGCAGCGGUUCACCAAGCAGACGUGUGUGCUGAGCCGCGAGCGCUUCCAGGCCGGCCGCCACUACUGGGAGGUGGAUGUGGGCCGGCGCAGCCGCUGGUUCCUGGGCGCCUGCCUGGAGGCGGUGGCGCGGGCGGGCCGGGCGCGCUUGAGCCCGGCCACCGGCUACUGGGUGAUGGGGCUGUGGAACAGCAGCGAGUACUUCGUCCUGGAGCCUCAGCGCGUGGCGCUGUCCGUGCGCGUGCCACCCCGGCGCGUGGGUGUCUUCCUGGACUACGAGGCCGGAAAACUGUCCUUCUUCAACGUGACCGACGGCUCCCACAUCUAUACCUUCACCGACAGCUUCUCAGGGCCUCUCUGUGCGUACUUCAGGCCCAGAGCCCCCGACGGCAGCGAGGACGCGGAUCCGCUCACCAUCUGCCGAUGGCAGGUUCGCACGACAUGCCUCCAGGAAGAGGAUGACGGUGACACCUGGGCACAGCCCUACGAGCCCUCGGACAUCGCCUGGCUCCAUAGCGAGGAGAUCUUCCUCUGGGAUGGAGGGAGCAUCGUUGAAAAGCCAGCAAAGGCGACAGACUGCGCAGCAGAAGGGGACAGAGAGAGGGAGUUGGUGGUAUAGAUGUGAACGUGUGUCUUUAAAAUUUUCUUUAAGAAAAGAGGCAAUUCCAAAGCUUGUCUGUGUGUAUCAUGGGACUGAGCAAAUGAGUAAGAAUGUACUGAUGUUGCCGGCACCGGGGGGUGCUCAGUGGGGAAGAGGGCAGGAAACUGGGAGGGGAAAGAAGGGGAGAGACCUGAGUGGAUUAAAG
Messenger RNA from Pteronotus mesoamericanus, 2083 nucleotides. It is a transcript of the gene BTNL9, whose product is annotated as butyrophilin like 9. Gene Ontology annotation, cellular component: external side of plasma membrane. NCBI's taxonomy places the organism in Eukaryota, Metazoa, Chordata, Mammalia, Chiroptera, Mormoopidae. Gene Ontology annotation, biological process: T cell receptor signaling pathway; regulation of cytokine production. The coding region runs from base 163 to 1896 and encodes 577 amino acids. The transcript is spliced from 11 exons. The record is from RefSeq and is a predicted model, not a curated record. Gene Ontology annotation, molecular function: signaling receptor binding.